ACGAUAUCUCAGAUUCCAGUUUCCAGCUUUCGGCUCUUUCCAACAGAUGAAUCCCCUACAGUCGUCUCUCACGAGCACCUCUCUUUCGUGAUUGCGCUCUGAUAGCUGUCAUUGCAGGACCUGCUUCGCUGUUCCUCCACUACAGCGACACGACGCAACGCUUCUUGCGUCUCGCGUCAUAUUUAUGCCAGUUUCACGCCUCGACGAAGAGCUCCUUUGAUCGGAAUAACCGCGGAUUGCGCGGAUUGCGCAUCGCGUGGCGUCCGGUUUCAUCCUUUCAUGACGAAGACGUCUUCUUUCGAGGCGCCUCAAAAGUCGUUCUCGAGCCUCUAAGCUGUCGGAUUAACUUUCCGUCCCGUCAACUAUAAAGUCCCGACCGCGCCGCAAGAAUGUCGUGCCAAUCUGGGGCACAAGUAGAAUCGCCGCCGCCGCCGCCGCAGUUGGCGCCGCGACAGCCGCUACAGCCGCAACAACAGGAGCAACAGCACCAGCACCAUCGCAGCCGCCAAUCCGAGGAAUUCGACUCCGCAGUCGCGGCCGUCAUUUCGCGAAUCCAACUCGACAGGGCCCCCUCGUCGGUUUUCGAGUCCGCGCAGAAGCCGCCCCUGCCGGCGGCGGUGCGUGAAUCGGCGGAAUUCCCGCUGGGGGAAACGCAGCCGCCGCGAAACGCGGCGGCUCUCCAGGUCCAACUCGACUCCGGAAGUCCCUGGGAGAACCCGAGCGCGCAUUCCACGGCGGAUAAUAUGAUCCUGUCUCCGACAACCUCCUUCCGCCAGAGCCCCUUCAGCGCGCCGCUGGCGCGCCCUUCUAGCGCCGGGAGUUCCCGCGGGGGCAGUUCCCGCGCAAGCGGAAGAUUCCGCGCGACGGCGCUACUGGCAGAGCCCCGCGGCGGCGAUCCGUUCACGGGAGACGCGUCGCCGGUCGUCAGUAUCCCUCUCACUCACACGCACACGCAGAAGCAGCGGUGGCCGGAUAGUCACGGAGCGCAAACCCUAAGCGCGUGGCUCCAACGAACCAGCAGCUCAGGCUCGGGAUCUGGCUCGGAAGGGCACAAGUCAGCACAAGACCACUCGGCGCUGCAGCGCUGCGCUUCCGCGCCGCAUGAACGCGGCGCCGGCGGAAAUUCCGACGGCGCGCGUGGCGGCGGCGGCGUAGAGGCGGCGGCGGCGGCGCUACAGCCCGGUGGCGGGCUACAGCUGGAGACCGAAGAGGAGCGCUCGUUCAAGCGGCGGCUGCUGAACCGCGAGUACGCGAAGAGGUCGCGGCAGCGGCAGCACGAGCGGUUCGUGGAGCUCGAGGCGCAGGUGAAUUCCCUGGCGGCGGACAAACGCGCCUCGGACCAGCGGCUCCAGGAGAUGGAGCAGGCGCUGAUGAUCCUCCAGGCGGAAAACGCGCGGCUGCGGCAGAUAGCCGCGGGGCGCUACAGCCGCGACAUGGCGGAGAUCCUGCGCGCCAUACAACAGGCCGGGGGGCUUUCCUCCGCGGGGGGGCUUUCCGCUAUAGGGCUUCCGCCGCAAACAGGCGGCGCGCGCAUCUUUUCGGAGGCGCCGCGGGGCGCCGCGUCACCCGCAUCUGCCGGCGCCGCAGCAGCAGCGCGAGCAGCUCUAGGGCUAAACGCCUCGGCGCGGUUUGACGGGACGAGCGCGGAAGCCCUGGCGGAGAUCGAGACGGCUAUUGGGGGGAACGGGGGAAGGGGGGGAAACGCGCGCAGCGGUUCCACCUGGCAAUCUCGGGGGGACGUGAACAUGAUGGGGGGAUAUCAUGACGCUCCGCCUGCCACGCGCAGAGAGAGCGGGGCUUUCCCCCCUCCCCCGCCCUCGCAGGCUGCGCCAUCCGUUCAAGACUUGUUCGGGCAGAUCCCUCUUGCAACAAUGGGCGAUCGCCCCUCCAGAAAUUUCCAUGGGGGAGGAGAUGAGAGCGAAAUGAUGAUCUUUGCUGCCGCCGCUGCUUCCGCCGCCAAUACUGCUGCUCCUGCCACUGCCGCUCCUGCUGCUCCUGCUUCCAUGCCUGCUGAAAACCGCAGGAGUUUCGAGAGCUUUGCUAUUGGCGGCCAAGCUGGUUCAGGUGCCUUUUCAGGUGCUUUCUCCACUGCUCCCGACCCCAGCUUCGAUUCUGCAUACAGUGUGGAAAAUGGCGCUGGUUUUGCUGGUUUCGCUACUGGCGGCCAAGUCCCCGCAAUUUGGGGGGCCAAUGCCGCAGACUUCAGCUCUGCUGGGUUCGGCGCUGCAGGCUUUGGUGCUGCUGGCGAUGACGACACUGCCGCACUGCUUGCGGUGGCCGGACUUGUGGGAGGCAACGGCGGAGGGAGGGGGGGUGGAGAGAUGGGGCAAGCAGGGAGGGGGGUGGAGGAAGUGGGAGGGUCGGGCCGUGGAGGGGUGGGGCAGGGGAGUGGGGGGGAGUGGAGGGAGCAUGAGGAGGAUACGCUUUUUGCCAUGAUCCACCACCUGCACAGGCAGCUGUGAGGCGCGAGAUUUAAGACAGAAUAAAGAAGCAAGUCAUGAUCCAUCGUCGGCAUGUGCAGCCAAGGUUCUCAUGGCUCAGAGGUUCCAGUCGCAGCCAAGCCUGGCAGCAUAUCCAUCAAACCAUCACCAACCUCAGUUUGAGUCCAAGGCUCCAAUCACUCUGCCUUGUGGCGGAUAUCCAUCACCCUCGGGCCUUAGCUCGUUUUCAAGGCUCCAAACGCUCAGCCUUGGGGUGCAUUUUCAUUCUUUUGUUUUUCAGACUGCCAUGGCUCUUCCUCGGAUUCUCGACGCUUGCAAGCUGCAUCCAAGGGAUGCGAACAGCCGGUGCAGCCACCAGUAUGGGAUUAGAAGAGCCUGACGCAUUCUUGACCGAACCAUCAUUCAAUUUGUUUAUUCUUUCAAUUGUUCAUUCUUUCACAAUUAAAUGUUUGCUCCCUC
This is a messenger RNA of Closterium sp. NIES-67, 2900 nucleotides long. NCBI's taxonomy places the organism in Eukaryota, Viridiplantae, Streptophyta, Zygnematophyceae, Desmidiales, Closteriaceae. The record is from the annotation of a GenBank genome assembly.